CAAUUUGAAAGCUCUCCUCUGGUCACUCGGAGCAGCCGCCGCUCAGAAGACCAACGCCACCACGAUCAACUCCGCUUGGUGCCCUCAAGGUGUGAUAGCACAAGGGUGGUGAGGUUUCUUCCCAGCAUGCCGCUGGUCCCACCGCAUCGCAGGGCCACUGUGCCCACAGCAGUCUGGAUCCUUGCUUGUGCUCUGUUCCUUGCUCUCCAGGGCGCCGCUCAUGCUGCUCCAUCAGGGGACAACCAGCUGGUUCGUACCACCAGAGUGAGGCGACAGACCCCGGGGGGGGAUCAGCCCCCCUCCGAUCCCUCAGCCAACGAGAGCCUGCGGGAGCAACCCGUGGUCUUUAACCACGUCUACAACAUCAACGUGCCCUUGGAGUCAUUGUGCUCCGUCGAGCUGGACGCCUCCGCACCGCCGGCCCCAGGGGAUGGUUCUCGUGCGUGGUUGUCCAGACCUUCUGUGGAGGGACCGAUGGAUCCCAGGGGACCAACCGAAUACACGGAGCAGACGCUGGAUGCAGACAGCCAGGUAACAUUCACUCACCGUAUCAACAUCCCAAAAGCUGCAUGCGGCUGUCCACCAACCACCACCAUCCAGCAGCUUGUCAGCAGGGUGGAGAUGCUGGAGAGAGAGGUGUCCCUGCUCAGAGCUCAGUGUGGGUCUGGGUGCUGUGGGGAGAGCUCUGCCAUGGGUCAUUUGGACUUUGUCCCAGGCUGCAACGGCCACGGCAGCUUCAGCUUCGACCUUUGCGGCUGCAUCUGCGAGGAAGGUUGGGCCGGCAAAAACUGCUCCGAUCCCCACUGCCCGGACGGCUGCUCCGGCCAGGGCGUGUGCGUGGACGGGGAGUGCGCGUGCGACCGCGACUUCGGAGGCGACAACUGCUCGCAGCCGCGGUGCCCCUCGGACUGCUCGGGUCGCGGGCUCUGCAUCGACGGGGAGUGCGUGUGCGAAGAGUCCUUCACCGGUGAAGACUGCACGGUCGGGAGGUGUCUCAACGACUGCUCGGACCAGGGGCUGUGCGGCAACGGGACGUGCCGGUGCCGGCCCGGCUACGUGGGGCAGGACUGCUCGCUGGUCUACUGCGCCAACAACUGCAGCGAGAAGGGAGUCUGCAAGGAGGGAUUCUGCGUGUGCCAGGAUGGCUUUGCGGGAGACGACUGCAACUCUGUGGCACCGGCCAUGAAUGUGAAGAUACGAGACGUGACCGAUCGCACAGUCGAAGUGGAGUGGGAGGGGUCUGUGGUGCUGACGGACAUCCUGGUGACCUACACGCCGAGCAGCCCCGGAGGGGUGCAACUAGAGAUAAGGAUUCCAGGAAAUACCACCAGCUGCACUAUCUCCGGCCUGCAGGCCGGCGUGGAGUACAACAUCAACGUGUUCGCCGUCAUUAACAACAGCAUCAGCGUCCCCGCCGGCGUCAGCGCCUCGACCUAUCUCUCCAAUCCGGAUGGUUUACUCUUCAAAUACAUCACAGAGACGUCAGUGGAGGUCCAGUGGUUGCCCUUCUACUAUUCCUUCGAUGGAUGGGAGAUCAGCUUCAUCCCCAAGGACAAUGACGGAGGGAUGACCGCACAGCUGCCCAGCACCAUCACUUCCUUCGUUCAGACUGGUUUGAGACCAGGGGAGGAGUACACUGUUAACCUGGUGGCGCUCCGAGACCAGGGUCGAAGCCAGCCGGUCACUGCUACGGUCAUCACGUUGAUCGAUGGCCCCACUCAGCUGGUCGUGCGCGACGUGUCGGACACCGUGGCCUUUGUCGAGUGGACACCACCAAAAGCAAAGAUUGAUCAGAUUGUGUUACGUUACGGCCUCGUGGGAGGAGAGGGCCCCCGGACCACCUUCCGCCUCCAGCCCACGCUCAGCCAGUACUCCCUGCAGGUUCUGCGUCCCGGCUCACGUUACGAGGUGUCCGUCAGUGGAGUGAGAAAAGGAAAUGAGAGCGGCUCUAUUUCCACUGAAUUUACUACGGAGAUCGAUGCCCCCAAGAACCUGCGGCUUGUGUCCAAGACCUCCACCACCCUGGAGCUGGAAUGGGACAACAGUGAGGCCGAGGUGGAGGGCUACCAGGUGGUGUACAGCACGCUAGCAGGAGACCAGUAUGAUAAAGUCGAUGUGCCGCGCGAUGAGGGAGCCACCACGAAGACCUCCCUCACAGACCUGCUGCCAGGCACAGAGUACGGGAUCGGCAUUUCUGCCAUGAAAGGUAGCAACCAGAGUACGCCGGCAACAAUGAACGCCAGGACCGGUCUGGAUGUGCCCAUGGAUCUAACUGUGAUGGCGUCGACGGACAACACCAUCACCCUGGUGUGGGGCGUGGUCCAGGGCCCCAUCGACCACUACAAGGUCACCUACACGUCCUCUUCUGGCGUCACUGCUGAGCUGAAUGUGCCUCAAGAUGUAACCACCACCACACUGACCGACCUGGAGCCCGGGACUGAGUACACCAUCACGGUGGCAGCCAGAAGAGGAAGGCAGCAGAGCACCGCAGCUACCAUCGACGCAUUCACAGGAAUCAGGCCCGUUACCCACCUCUACUUGUCAGAGGUGACUUCCGACUCCGUGUCGGUGGCGUGGAGCGCCCCGGCACCGCCCGCCGACCUCUUCAUCCUGAGCUACAGCUCCGCAGAUGGGACCGACACCUCUAAGGUGACGCUGGACGGCUCCAAGACGAGGUCACUGGUCCAGGGGCUGCUGCCGUCCACUCAGUACACCGUCAGUCUCAUCACGAUACAGGGGGAUUUUACCUCUGAGCCCAUUACAGCAUCGCUCACGACAGGCAUGGACCCACCGAAAGAGGUGACGGUGUCAGAUGUGACCGAAGACGCACUGACUGUCUCUUGGAUCCAGCCCCUGGCUCCAUUUGAAUACUACAAGCUAUCCUACCAAUCAGAAAGAGGUCGCGUGGACAGCGUCGUGAUCGACAGCGAUGUGACCAACCACACCUUGGCCAGCCUGUUUCCUGCCACAGAAUACGAGAUUAGCCUCAACGCUGUCAGUCGGAGUCAGGAGAGCAAAGUGGUCACCACCUCCGUCUUCACAGCGAUGGACAUGCCCGCCGAAUUGAUCGCUCUCAACAUCACUCCACAAGGAACCAUGCUGAGGUGGAACCCACCGGUUUCCAGUGUGGACAACUACGUGCUGACCCUCACACACAACCAGGUGACAGCUGAUACUUUCCUCGUGGAGGGGAAUAAGCAGGAGCACCAGCUGUCCAACCUAAGGCCAAGCACCACCUACUCUGUUGCCCUCUACGCCACCAAAGGACCCCUGACCAGCGGCACCGUCGUCACCAACCUCCAAACACCCAUGGACGCGCCCCUGAACCUGACAGCCAGCGAGGUGAAUCACCGCAGCACGCUCAUCUCCUGGGAACCGCCCAUCGCAGACAUCGACAACUACAUGCUCACCUACAAGUCAACCGACGGCAGCCGGAAAGAGCUGAUCCUGGAUGCAGAGGACACGUGGAUCCGACUGGAGGGACUGGCAGAGAGCACAGAGUUCACUGUCCAGCUCCAGGCUGCGAGAGGACUUGACACCAGCGCUGUUGUCUCCACUACCUUCUCGACAGGGAGUCGUCUGUUUGCGACGCCUCAGAAUUGUGCCCAACACCUGCUGAACGGAGAGACGCUGAGCGGCGCCUACACCAUUCACAUCAACAGGGACCCGAGCCAGGGCGUGCAGGUGUAUUGCGACAUGACUACUGAUGAGGGAGGCUGGAUCGUGUUUCAGCGUCGUCAGAACGGACUCACAGACUUUUCCAGGAAGUGGAGUGACUAUCGGGUCGGCUUUGGGAACCUGGAGGAUGAAUUCUGGCUCGGUCUGGACAACAUCCAGAAGAUUGCUGCCCAGGGCCGUUACGAGCUCAGGGUUGAUAUGAAGGACGGACAAGAGUCAGUCUUCGCCAAUUAUGACAAAUUCUCCAUUGGAGAUGUAAGAAAUCUCUACAAGCUCCGGAUCGGAGAGUACAAUGGCACCGCCGGUGACUCUCUGAGCUACCACCAGGGCCGGCCCUUCUCUACAAAGGACCGAGACAACGACAUCGCUGUCACUAACUGCGCCUCGUCUUACAAAGGAGCGUGGUGGUACAAGAACUGCCACCGGGCGAACCUCAACGGCAAAUACGGAGAGUCCAGACACAGUCAGGGAAUUAACUGGUACCACUGGAAAGGCCACGAAUUCUCUAUUCCCUUCGUGGAGAUGAAGAUGAGGCCAUUCAACUUCCGUAGCAUCAGCAGCAAGAGGAGGCGGUCCGCCCCCGUAUAAACACACCGCCUCCACGCAGCCCAGAGUUCUGGAUGAAUGGAGUUCGGACAAUGUUUACUGACGCUGCCGCUACCCGUGUGCACCACUGAUGUGCUCUUUGACGCCGUUUAGUGAUGACGAAAAGCUACUAAUGUUUCAUUAAUAUUCAGUUGUAGAAAAAAAAGAAAAUAUCAUAAUUAUUAUUAAUGUACUAGACACUGGAAUAACCACUAAUGUGAUCAUGAAAUAUGAGAAAGGGCGAAACAAUAUCCGAACUCUGUUCAUCAGGCUCCAGCCCGGCUUUAGCUGUCUUUCUCCUGCUGUACUUCUACCCAGAUGAUAGGAUGCUGUAUGUAAUUUAUGAAAUACGUUAAAUGACAAUGGUUCUAUUUGCUGUAAACAAAAAAAAGAAGGGAAAAAAGAGAAAAGAAAAAGGAAAGGCAAACCAAGAAGCUUUUUCUUUUCUUUCAGUCUGAUUUGCAGGACGUGUGCUCAGAGACGCCCUCAAGACUGCGAGAGCUAACAUUAUUUUAACCAUUUUGAAACCACUUUAAUAAUUUUACAAUUAUUACAAUAAACUGUAAAUGCCCUUAAAACCCUUAACUGUAAGAUAUAUAUAUAUUUUUAUAGCUGAUAUUGUGACAAAAAAAUCAUCUAUUUAAUAUGAUUUGAUGCAUUGGUGUUUGAGCCUAUAUUAAGUUAAUGUAAUCGUAAAAACACGACAAAUACUGGACAUUAGAGAGACGAAAUAAUAUCAAAAAACUAAAGUGAACGUCCUGAGUUAUCAUUCACCAAGCAGUGCACCAGCAACAGUUUCAUUAGCAUCUGUGGUGUUUGUUUUAUUUCUCUCCGUCUGUGUUACUGUUGCAUACAGUUUCCUUUGUGUUGGUUGUUUAAAGCAGAAUGAAUAUUAAUUAUUAAACCAUAAUUAUUGGUAGCCACACUGGGAGAAUUUGCACGACAAGUGGGAACACAGCAAAGCUUUUGUUGUUCACUCAAUUCAAUUAUUUAUUGAGUCAUUCAUGGGCAUUUAGAUAUUAUUUCCUCGACUUUAAUAUCGGAGUCUCCCCUGGUGCAGAGGCUGCGGUUGCUUGCAGAGACGGUGCAGACAGAUGGAGCAUUAGAAGCUGGGGGAGACGGUUUGAUUUAGUGGCAUUGCUGGGAAGAAAUUCUCUGAUAACCUUUCAGCAUCGUAUAAUAUCCUGAGGUAGGAAGAUUUCUGAAUCAGGGAAAAGCGAAACCCUUGAAUAGCUGCAGCUCGAUAGGAAUGCCGGUCCUGUUUUUCUUUGCAGCCUUUGGGGCCUGAAGCCCUUUGAGCUGAUUGGCUGUGACUCGAGGCUCUAAAACGCUUCAACACCAGCAGCGCGUUUCAGAGACGACAAAGUGGCGAAUAGUUCUGCUCACCGUCGCCGUCAAGCCAACUCAACUAUUAGUGUUCUCUCCAUUUCAGAAACGCUUCCCCGAUAUUGUCUCUUUUUUAAAUUCUUCCUUCCUUGUUUGGGCGGUUGCUUUAGGUUUGAAGAGCCUUUUUCCUGCACGAUAUUCCACUUUUGAGUCAGGCUUUUCGCCUAAAGGGGCGUGCGUCUGCAUUUGGAGAACAGCCAAUCGGAUCCACCCUCUAUCUGAAACCUGAGAUCUGUGAUUGGUCAAAGUCUCCCCUUGUGGGCUCGAUUUACUGAAGCCUGAAAACAGAGUCGGGAGGAGGUGCAGAAGUUUAGUUUUCUCUCUCUUUUCUCUCUUAAACUAAAAUAUGCCGAAAGGUUAUGACGGAAUUAUUUCCCAAUGAACCCAAAAAUAUAUUGCAUACCCUAUCUUUAACCAAAGAUCUGCAUCAUAACGAAGGAUCCCGUUAGUUUUGUCACUGACGCAGCUUUUUCCUGUAUUCAUAGAUUCUCACUUUUCAGGGACUUUUAUGGUAUUCGUGUCCCUCUGCGUUAUUUCAUGCAACGUGAACACUGCCUUCUAUGCAAAAGAAAGUCAGGCUGGGCAUCGUGCAUAGAUGGUCGACUGGCCUCUCCAGUGCUGCCAGCUGACAGGAAGUAAACAAAGACAUCAGAGCGGCGUGUGAAGACGGUAUUCUUUCAGUCAGGUGGGCUUCAUCCAGUGUUCACAGCGUCACACAAAGAGUUGACUGCCGUUUCCUGUUAGUUCCUUCUCCCUCUGUUAAAGGAAAACAUUUAAGACACACCUCGUAUAACUGGUGAAGUCUCCUCUCCGGCUUCAUACGAUCAAUAAUCAAGAAAAUGUGUUGUCCAAUCCGUAGAAAUCAAUGUCCCCUUUACUGCAAGCAACAUGUGGUCUGAUAUAUAUGUUUAAUAACCCAAAUAUUAACAGCUGGAAAUCUCGUCCUCAAGCAGCCGUCGCCAGUCUGUCUCUUCUUUUCAGUUAUCUUAUUGAAACCAGACAAUCUGGUUUGCUUGUGUAUAUUUUUCAUUUCUUUUUUUGGUGACUUUCCCCUCUAUUAACGACUAAUAUACUCGCGUAGAUAUAGAGUUGAAGAUAAUGUGACUUCAUCCUUAGCUGCAAACUAAUUCAGAUUGCCUUCUCUUAAACCAUGUCCCUUUGAGCGGCUGUACGUUUCACCUUUGUUGUGUUGGCGGGGAGCGGAGCCCGCUGCAUGCUGACUGCAGCGCAAUCAAGAGUCUGAAGGUAAAUAACCAACGUCAUCACAAGAGGUUUGCUCGUGACAUAUUUCUUUGCUGAUCGAGGUAGACGGUUCUCUUGAAAUAGUGUGUAAGGUAGAAGAUGUAGAUGUAGAUUCAUCCGGCCUCUAAGAUGUUGUGCAAACAGUGAAAUGUCCCACAGGCGCAAACUAAAACCAACAUAACCUAAAAUAUAAUCCAUAAGAAACCGGUUUCAACAGGUGACCUUUCCCUGGUCUGAUUUACGGUCCACCGUCAAAGUGACUGUUUCAGAGCCUCUCAUGCAAUCCAUCUCCCACCGUGAUUUAUAGUAGAAUAGGGAAUUCUCCAAGUACUUAUUUCAUUAACUAUUUAGAUGACGUUUGCAUUUUUGUACGAUGGAAAAAGGUCACGAAGCUUCGCAGAAAAGGAACAGGAUGUCAUUUGUGUUGUAACGGCAAACUAUAAGAUGUUAUUAUAAUUUAUUGAAUUUUUUGUUUUCUUCAUUUAAUCAUUCAUCAAAAAAGAAAACACUGUUUUGGUCGGGUUGCCUUGAUAUGGACAUUUUUUAAAUUAGUUUUCCAUUUGUUUAAAAAAAAAAACCUUCAGGACAAAAAGUAAAGCCCAUGUUGUCAUGAACAUGGAAAUCCAUCGUGGAAAGAGCCUGAUUGUUCUUUGGUUUGAUGAUGAACAUAAAUCAAGUCAUUUGUUUUCCUCAAUGCAAGCCAACUAAUUCUUCAUUUUAAAUAUUUUAAAAAAGGGAUGGUGUGAAAAGAGAAUCUCCUCCAUCUUUUUAAAUUAAAACUUAGUCCGCCACUGGAAUACACUCACACCGUGUUACUAUGUGUUCCUACUGAGCUCCAUCUUCUUAGUUAUUCAACUUCUAUUUAUUUUCUAAUUACUCUGACUGUUGCAUCAUUGUGAGAAAAUACAAUCAGUGACACGUGGUCCUCUACGAUAUCAAUCUGAAUGCUUUAUUUCAUAGUUUUACUUUAACAUGUGAACUGACUGAUACACACCCCUGUAUGUGAGCCACACACUAAAACUGCAUUGAUUUGAAAUCUUGCCACGAAAUAUAAAUGUUGACACAAUCUCGACUGUUUGAGAAGCUCAUGAAGUUGAAACUGAGGAUGUAUUGUUGGAUAACCAUGGGUAUCGUCAAAUGUAGCUCUAGUUUGACUUGUACGAUAUAGUUCCUUUUUUAAUACAUUUUCUACAUAUUAAUAAAAUAUUCAAAUUGUC
Molecule: messenger RNA, 8108 nt
Organism: Pseudoliparis swirei
Lineage: Eukaryota; Metazoa; Chordata; Actinopteri; Perciformes; Liparidae
Gene: tnr
Product: tenascin R (restrictin, janusin)
Exons: 30
Coding region: 127-4266 (1379 amino acids)
Molecular function (GO): protein binding
Source: RefSeq, a predicted model, not a curated record